AUGGCCAAGACAAGAGUCGAAGGGAAACGCGUGACCAGCCGAAAGGCUCAAAACGCUGCGAAGAAUUCCAACCCGAGCCGUACGACGCAAGCUGUGACCAAGCCAACACGAUCGAGAGGCAGAUCGGCUCGCCUGGAAGCCGGUAAAGUGGUUGUGGGCAAACUAAAGGAUGCUAGAGGCAGAGGACGCAAAUCACCAAUUGUAGAAGAGUUGGAGGUGCUGGCGAAGCAGCAAACGCAAGUCACUCCCGACAAACAGGAGAGUAGCCUCAUGGCAUCGAACGAGGCGAACACAGCAACCGGGAAUGAGGCUGGCGCUCAUGGAUUCCUCGCCAUCAACAGCUUGAGCUCUUUCCAAGAUGCAGCAGGAAGCGCGAAGAGUGUGAGAAAGUCGGAACGCAUUGAUGCCGCGCAUGAUUCAUGGCCAACUGGCUCCAAUCCCGCAACAGUCUUCACCGUCCCACGCCCAAGAGCAAAGUCCGCAGCUAAGGGAAAGAGUGAGAACCUUGGGAUUGUGCUGGCCGACAUUGGAAACUACACUACUACAGCAUCUAGGGUGCUUGGCCUCGGUGAACUCGAAGAUAUCGAUUUCUGGAAUGGAGCGGCUACGGCACGUAGUAGCCAAAUACGGACUCGCGUUGUGGCUCGAAAAGGAGAAGACGAAGAAUGGGACUUGGAGUUCGGGCCGGAUACAGACGUGGUGUGCGAAAAGGAUGGCGAAGUGCUCGUUUUCGAUAACAAGAAACUCGCCAUGAAUCCGGCAAGCGAACACUUCCAAGUACAGCGGAAAAAGGAGAAGAAGAUUGGAAUGAAGGCAAUCUAUCGGAGAUUCAUCGAAUGGCUUCUUCACACAAUCUUUGACUCAUCGAAAACAGCCAACCCAGAUAUACAGUACUUCCGCGUUUACACUGGACUUCCAGCAGAAUGGCCGGAAAACAUCUCUUACCAGUACCAAACGAUUAUUGAAAACGUAUCGGGGUGGGAAGGAAAGGUUGAUGUUCACAUCAUCAGUGAGCCUACUGCGGCCAUUAAUGGCCGGUUGAAGUCAUUGCUUGUGGAGCAAAGAAGAGGACUCGGGGUGUAUCUCGAAGACGCCGAGCAUGGUGGUAUGUUAGAUAUUGGAGAUGCAACCGGAAAUAUCACCAUAAUCUACUGGGAAAGGUACCAAGCUGCGGCCAGCGCUACGAAAUUGGUAGGAUUUGGCAAUCUUAACAAGAUUGUAAAUGACAUCCUGCGUACCUCAGAGUGGCUAAAAACUACUUUCGGCGACCAGUCUACAACAACCUUAGAAAUUUGGAUGCAAACGACUUUCCUUACAAAGUACAAGCUAAUACUUGGCUCAGGCCAGCAAAAUAAGCUUGAGAUCAACAACUACGUGUUGCCAUCCAAUUUGGCAGACGACAUCGAAGAGAAAGGUGGUCCGCCAUUUCGACAGAGUGAUCGAAUGGAGCGUCGCCUGUGGAUUGCUACGUCUGGCGGAGGAGCGUCAUCCGUGCCGUUUCAAAGAAGAUUUAACGGUAAGGCAGGACCGUAUUCGGUAUUCCAUAAUUCGAAAAAUUCAUGUGGUGAGGACGUGGUGGAUGGCCUCAAGCAACAGCCACAUAUACACAGCACUAUCCAAGAUUUUCAAUUCAAUUACGGCUUGCCUCAGGACCCACCUGACGUUGGUGUGGGCGAGACAGACAAACCUCAACGCGUGCUGGUCAUUGGGGAAAAGGGCACACAGGUCCCGGACAUCAUAUCGUCUAUACCGUAUUACAUUCCUCAGCCACCUGACGGAAAAUGGGAAAUGGACCUCACAAUUCUGAAGUCAGACAAGGAUCUUUCUGGCGUAGAGCCUACAAAGGGGCUCAAUCACAAAGAAGUCACUGCUGACGGGUGGACUGAACUUUCGACUCACAGAAUUCCUCUUCCAUUUGACAAAUCACUUGAAAACUUUGGAGUUUCGAGCGUGGAUGUUGAUAACAAGCCAAUUAUCAACGGCUGCGUCUACAUUCUCAUCGAAUUGCGAGGGAUCCAGUUCGUCAUUCAUGCUAUUGGUCGUUCGAAUGGCAAAGAGGAUGUUGGCUUGCGCAACUCACGCACCACCAAGCGUCUUGGGUACGGAGUCGACGAGUCCGGAGAUACCUCAAAGUAUUUUCACGUCAUGGCAUCUACCCCAAUCAGAAUUCUUCAAGGAACUGAAGUGGAACCGAUCGAAAUCGACUCAGAGAGUGAUGAGGAUGAGAUGGAAGGCGAUAAUUAA
Molecule: messenger RNA, 2244 nt
Organism: Pseudovirgaria hyperparasitica
Lineage: Eukaryota; Fungi; Ascomycota; Dothideomycetes; Acrospermales; Acrospermaceae
Exons: 5
Coding region: 1-2244 (747 amino acids)
Source: RefSeq, a predicted model, not a curated record